ACCCUUUCUUUCUCCCACUCUCCUACCUUUCACCAUAAACAACACCUUCCUCCCUCUCCAUCUAUCUCUUCUCCAAGUACUAGUACUACAAGAUGUCCAAACUCCCAUGGAAGAAGAAUCUUCACCUCUGGCUCCCCAAUUUCAAAUGCCUACCCCUAAUCACCCAAACCCCACCUCAAGCCUCCGACCAAGACCACCUUCACCCACACCCACAACUCAUGAUCAUCAACAACUUCAACACCCUCUAUCACGACUCCAACUCUUCAGAUCAAUCCACCUCCAAAUCCCUCACCGCCUCCGACGACUUCUUCUACUCUUCCUCCUCCGAUUCCGAAGCCGCCCCUGACUCCCCGCCUGACUUCGCCACCGUCUUUGCCUCCCAACGCUUCUUCUUCUCCUCACCCGGCCGCUCCAACUCCAUCGUCGAGUCGCCGGACACCAAACCCAACAACAACGAUUCCUUCGUUACCAGAGGCGUUACUGUUGCCAAGUACUCCUCAAAUCCUCACUUGGAUUUCCGAAAUUCCAUGGAGGAAAUGCUCGAAGCUAGAGAUAGAGAUCAUAUAGACAAUAAAAAUAGAGAUCAUAAUGUGGUGGAUGUGUUGAAAAGCGACUUGGAUUAUCUACACGAGCUGCUCUUGUGCUACCUUAAGUUAAAUGCCGAAGACGCCCACAAGGACAUUAUCAGUGCCUUCACCGACCUUGUCAUUUGCAUAUUGUCUGCUAAUCCGGCAGCUUCAACAUCAACGUCGGCCGAUGACGAUCACAGGCUAGAAGAGGAGGAGGAGAUUCAGCGGCAACGUACGUCGUAACUAUUCUUUUUAUGUGGCAGUUAAUUGGUGUAACGGUCGUGCUGAGGAAAAGGAGAAGAGUGAAGACAAAGAAAGAAACUAAUUGGAUUUUUAUUUUUAUUUUUAUUAUUAUUAUUAUUAUUUGUCUUUGGCUUUGUUUUGUGGGCUUCAUUGGCCUUGGUGAAGAGGGAGGGAUGUUUCAUCCAUGAAGACAAAGAAAAAUGUACUUUGAUGCAUCACAAAACCAAGGAAAGCAUGGGAAAUGUUGAGGUCUCGAUGCAUGUUAAUAUUGGUUAAUAGUUGUGUAAUGUAAUGUUCUUUUGUUG
Rosa chinensis is the source of this 1117-nucleotide messenger RNA. RefSeq names its product transcription repressor OFP12. The transcript has a single exon. The record is from RefSeq and is a predicted model, not a curated record. Lineage: Eukaryota; Viridiplantae; Streptophyta; Magnoliopsida; Rosales; Rosaceae. Gene Ontology annotation, biological process: negative regulation of DNA-templated transcription. The coding region runs from base 93 to 812 and encodes 239 amino acids.